Molecule: messenger RNA, 557 nt
Organism: Thecamonas trahens ATCC 50062
Lineage: Eukaryota; Apusomonadida; Apusomonadidae
Product: transmembrane protein 97
Exons: 1
Coding region: 38-544 (168 amino acids)
Cellular component (GO): endoplasmic reticulum
Source: RefSeq, a predicted model, not a curated record
GGCUCACACAAAAGACAUAGAGUACAGGUAGAAGACGAUGUGGUGGCUAGAUGCUGUGUUUCUGGUCUACUUUGCGGUCCACAUUCCGACGACGGCCCUCAUUGACGCCCAGUGCCUGCCGGUGGUGGCCGAGCUGGUUCCCGGAUUUGCCAAGGAACUGCUAGCGUACCAUGUGGAGACCUUCCACGACCCGCUGGUUGCCGACCCGCCGCGGUGGUUUGUCUCGCUGGUGGUCUGCGAGGCGCUUCUUCAGCUGCCGUUCUUCUUUGUCGCCGUCUACGCCUUUGUUGCCAAGCGCAACUGGAUCCGCAUCCCGGCCAUCAUCUACGGAGCUCACGUGGCGACCACGCUCGUGCCCAUCCUGGCAGAGAUCGCCUACGCCGAGCCCAAGGCAGACUCGCCCGGCGGCGUGCUCACUCCCGAGCUUCGGGCCACACUAAUCGCCAUUUACAUUCCGUACCUGCUCGUUCCGAUCACACUCGUCGUCCGCAUGGCCUGUGCCGAGCACCCGUUCGGUGAGCCGGGCAAGGCCAAGAUGGCGUAACGACGCACUCGCG